Rhineura floridana is the source of this 2520-nucleotide messenger RNA. RefSeq names its product STAM binding protein (gene STAMBP). The record is from RefSeq and is a predicted model, not a curated record. Lineage: Eukaryota; Metazoa; Chordata; Lepidosauria; Squamata; Rhineuridae. Gene Ontology annotation, molecular function: protein binding; metal-dependent deubiquitinase activity; K63-linked deubiquitinase activity. The transcript is spliced from 10 exons. Gene Ontology annotation, cellular component: cleavage furrow; endosome. Gene Ontology annotation, biological process: protein K63-linked deubiquitination. The coding region runs from base 309 to 1553 and encodes 414 amino acids.
GCAGUCCCAGUCGGGGGCUUCGCCUCCUGCCGUGGAUAAGGCUUGCUGGGGCCUCAGAGGCGCUCUCUUGCCCUGAAGGGGAGCCUGGAGCUGCCGGCCUUUGAAGAGCAGCGCAGGCCCCCGAUGAGCCCCCGCGCUUCAAGGCGCCCCGCCGCUCCUCUUGCCCUCCUUCGGGCGCGACGCCUCAGAGCAGCCGGCGGCUUCUCAGGCGGGCUCCCAGGGCUCAGCGGCCGGCGGCCUCCAGGCGCUGUCGGCUCCGACUCCCGUGGCCUCAGCCAGCGUGACCAACGGCCGGGGACAGACCCCCUAUGCCUGACCACGCAGAUGUCAGCCUGCCCCCAGAGGACCGGAUCAGGGGUCUUACCCAAAUGGGAAGUUGUGUGGAGGUGAAUGAAGAUGUUCCUCCUCGGAGGUACUACCGUUCUGGAGUUGAAAUCAUCCGGAUGGCAACAAUCUACUCUGAGGAAGGCAACAUUGAACGUGCUUUUAUAUUGUAUAACAAAUACAUCACGCUCUUCAUAGAGAAACUUCCAAAGCAUCGCGAUUACAAAACUGCUAUCAUUCCAGAGAAGAGAGAGACAGUAAAAAAACUAAAAGAAGUUGCGUUUCCUAGAGCUGAGGAGCUGAAAAAAGAGCUUUUACAAAAAUACAGCAAAGAAUAUACAGAGUACAAUGUACAAAAAAAGAAGCAGGAGGAAGAGUUUGCUCGCAACUUGGCUCUGCAGCAGCAGCUGGAGGAAGAGAGGCAAAGGGUGGCCCGGAUGAAGCAACAGCAGGCCGAGCAGGAGCAAUUCAACGCCUUUGAAGAGAUGAUUCGGCACCAAGAGCUGGAGAAGGAGCGCCUCAAAAUUGUGCAGCAGUUUGGGCAGCCAAUCCCUGACUCCUUGGAGGGCCCCUUGAUACCUGGCAUGGUCAGGCCCCCCACGGACUCUCUGAGCCCCAGCGGAGGAGUUGUGCUGCCGAAGCCUCCUGCUGUGGACAGAUCUCUGAAACCUGGAGCUUUGGGGAGCCCAGAAAAUAAUGCUACUAUAGAAGGCCUUCGCCAUGUUAUCGUCCCCAGAGAGCUCUGUCAUAAAUUUCUCCAGCUGGCAGACGCAAACACUGCAAGGGGUGUAGAGACCUGUGGGAUCCUUUGUGGGAAGCUGAUGAAGAAUGAAUUCACCAUCACCCAUGUCAUUAUCCCCAAGCAGUAUGGGGGGCCUGACUAUUGCAACACUGAGAACGAAGAGGAACUCUUCCUGAUCCAGGAUCAGUACAGCCUUAUCACUCUGGGAUGGAUCCAUACGCAUCCUACCCAAACAGCGUUCCUUUCCAGUGUCGACCUACAUACACACUGCUCCUAUCAGAUGAUGUUGCCAGAGUCGAUAGCAAUUGUUUGUUCUCCAAAAUACCAAGAGACUGGAUUCUUUAAAUUGACAGACCAUGGUAUGGAAGAGAUCUCUUCCUGUAGGCAAAAAGGGUUCCACCCGCAUUCCAAAGAUCCCCCUCUCUUUACAACCUGCAAUCAUGUGACUGUCAUGGAGCGGGAAGUGAUGGUACUGGACCUUCGAUAAAGCAAAUGCCUUCAUGCCUUUGUCAACCAUUAACAGUCCUCUACAUUAAUAUAUGAUGGCUAAUUAUAUCCCCUCUGUGCAGCAAUUCCAAGGUUCUUCCUGUAGCACAGUAAGAGUUGUGCAUUCUUCUUGAUCUCAUGCAGUUGUUAAAUUUGGAGGAAGGAAUAAUUAGGAUUUUUUAAUAUAUAAACUGAAAUUAACGAUUCAGUUAGUAUUUGGUUGCUCACUGAGCCUCUUCAGGCUUCACUCCACUGAACCAUAAUCCAAAGAUCAAGCAAAUUAUAGAUGUUUGCAAGAUGCCGAGCAAAUACAUUCAUCUGUUUUCCUUCCUCUGAAGCUGCAAAUACAGGAUUUCAUCCAAAACUCGUAAAUACUGAUGGAAGUCUUUGGUGGUGGUUUUGGUGGUUUUGGAGGUUUAAUGCUCAGCAGUGCUGUGCUAUUAGCUCAGCUUCUUGUUAGCAGCAGCAACGUUGAUGCUUAUGUUGGAAAGAAAUGAGCAUAAAGUGGAAGACUGUGUUUUUUGGGGGUCAUGAGAAAUUCUAAAAUGCAAAUAAAAUUGCAAGUUCUUUCAGGGAGUUAUAGGGAAAGAGAAUCCAAAGAAGAGGGACUGCUGAAACAGCUCCUUGGUUUCAUUAUUAGUAAAAUCUACUGAAGGAUGAAUCUGCACGUGAUUUGUGCUAUGAACUUUCCAUUCCAGCAAGUGCUGGUAUGCACUGAAUUAUCUAACUCCAUUUGAGAAUCCAAGUUGGACAAGUCCUUAAGGUAGUGCUUUAAAGCCUAGACCAGCAACUUAAAGACCUAGAUUGAGGGUUAGUUGAUAAUCUUAGAGGUUUUUUUAAUAGAUUUACUGUUGUAGAAUUGAUGCCAGUACCCUCUGCGUCUUUUCCCCACCCUGGUGUCACAUUGGAAUGAAGGAUGGAUUAAAAUAUUGUAAAUAAUAAAUGAAUGCACCUAUAAAACAAUAUAA